This is a messenger RNA of Anopheles arabiensis, 3121 nucleotides long. RefSeq names its product glutamate dehydrogenase, mitochondrial (gene Gdh). Gene Ontology annotation, biological process: L-glutamate catabolic process. Gene Ontology annotation, cellular component: mitochondrion. The record is from RefSeq and is a predicted model, not a curated record. Bases 252 to 1964 code for a protein of 570 amino acids. The transcript has 7 exons. Gene Ontology annotation, molecular function: L-glutamate dehydrogenase (NAD+) activity. Lineage: Eukaryota; Metazoa; Arthropoda; Insecta; Diptera; Culicidae.
CCGCAGCAGCAGCAGCAGCAGUGCCCGGAUUUCGAGCCGUGUGCUUUUCUCCGCCGUCAGCGACGUCGUAUUCCAUCGCCAACCGUGAAGGAAGGAACGCGGCCUGUGCGGUUCUUCGUUCUUCCGCAGUCUUUCGGGUAGCUCUGUGUGCGUGCGCGAGCGCUUUGUGUGUGGUUUUUCGUUCGGAAUUUUCUAUCCAUUUUUCGCAGCAGCAGUAAGUGAACCACCCAGCAGUAAAAAAACCCCUCACCAUGUAUCACCUGAAGACGAUCGCGAAGAAUGCCACCAUCAAGCAGGAGGUGGCCACGCUGGUCAAGGCCGUUGCGGCCGUCCAGCAGCCGAUGGCGAUGAACCAGCAGCAGCCGAAGCGCACCUACGCCGAGCACCAGAUCCCGGAGCGGCUGAAGGAUGUGUCGACCGCGGCCAACCCGCGCUUCUUCGACAUGGUCGAGUACUUCUUCCACCGCGCCUGCCAGAUCUGCGAGGACAAGCUGGUGGAGGACAUGAAGGGCCGCGCCUCGAUGGACGAGAAGAAGAAGAAGGUGAAGGGCAUUCUGAUGCUGAUGCAGCCGUGCGAUCACAUCAUCGAGAUUGCCUUUCCGCUGCGACGCGAUUCCGGCGACUACGAGAUGAUUACCGGCUACCGUGCCCAGCACUGCACCCACCGUACCCCGACCAAGGGCGGUAUUCGUUUCUCGCUGGACGUGUCGCGCGAUGAAGUGAAAGCCCUGUCCGCGCUGAUGACGUUCAAGUGCGCCUGUGUGGAUGUACCGUUCGGUGGCGCCAAGGCCGGUGUCAAGAUCGAUCCCCGCAAGUACUCCGAGCAUGAGCUGGAGAAGAUUACCCGCCGUUUCGCGCUGGAGCUGUCCAAGAAGGGCUUCAUCGGCCCGGGCAUCGAUGUGCCGGCCCCGGACAUGGGAACGGGCGAGCGCGAGAUGUCCUGGAUUGCGGACACGUACGCCAAGACGAUCGGCCAUCUGGAUAUUAAUGCGCACGCGUGCGUCACCGGCAAGCCGAUCAACCAGGGCGGCAUUCACGGCCGUGUGUCCGCCACCGGACGUGGUGUGUUCCACGGGCUGGACAACUUCAUCAAGGAGGCGAACUAUAUGGCGCAGAUCGGCACGACGCCCGGCUGGGGCGGCAAGACCUUCAUCGUGCAGGGCUUCGGUAAUGUCGGUCUGCACUCGUGCCGCUACCUGACCCGUGCCGGUGCCACCUGCAUCGGUGUGAUUGAGCACGACGGUUCGAUCUUCAACCCGCAGGGUAUCGACCCGAAGGCUCUGGAAGACUACAAGAACGAGAAGGGCACGAUCGUUGGCUUCCCAGGCGCGCAGCCGUAUGAGGGCGAAAACCUGAUGUACGAGCAGUGCGACAUCUUCAUCCCGGCUGCCGUCGAGAAGGUUAUCACCGCUGAGAACGCUGGCAAAAUUAAUGCCAAGAUCAUUGCCGAAGCUGCCAACGGUCCCACUACCCCGGCCGCGGACAAGAUCCUGAUCGACCGCAACAUUCUCGUCAUUCCGGAUCUGUACAUCAACGCUGGUGGUGUGACGGUAUCGUUCUUCGAAUGGCUCAAGAACCUGAACCACGUCUCGUACGGUCGUCUGACGUUCAAGUACGAGCGAGAGUCGAACUACCAUCUGCUCGCUUCCAUUCAGCAAUCGUUGGAGCGAUUCGUAUUUAGCGACGAAGAGAAAUCCGUACAGGCCUCGCUGGAGCGUCGCUUCGGUAAUGUCGGUGGCAAGAUUCCGGUCACGCCCUCGGAAGCAUUCCAGAAGCGCAUCUCCGGUGCCUCGGAGAAGGACAUCGUGCACUCCGGACUGGACUACACGAUGGAGCGUUCGGCACGCGCCAUCAUGAAGACGGCCAUGAAGUACAAUCUCGGACUGGACCUUCGCUCGGCCGCUUACGUCAACUCGAUCGAAAAGAUCUUCCAGACGUACCGUGACGCCGGUCUCGCUUUCUAAGCCCGGACAGGGAGAAGAAAAAAACCCCGCUUACCUUACAUGCCAGCGAAGACACGCAUUUCGAUUCAAGACACACGGAGACGAACAAAACGAGCGCGCGCCAGCCAGCACAACUGGUUCUAAGUUAAUUUGCCGGUGAGGGGGGAAACACGAUGCAACAGAACAGCCAGAGAGAGAGAGAGAGAGAGAUAGGAGUGAAAACAGCCAUCGGCGAUCGUGCUUUUUCCCAUUGUUAGAUGUCUAAGGUUUCGUUUACCUACACCUACCUCAUCGCCGUGCCGAUGCGGAAUGGCUGCAAGUGAUGAUUCCCACAUUCCACGCGACAUAACAUUCCACGAGUACGAGUAGUAUGAACAACUGUGGUGUGUUGCAAUACUUUCUACACCGCGCACCGCAUCUCAACACACACACACACAUUCCAUUUUUAACAAUCUUUUUAUUCGGCCAAAAGCGGUCUCUCUGCGUACGAUCGGUGGUACUUGCUUGAUGAUUGUGUAUGAUGAUACUGGUGGCUGUUGUGGGCAGGAUUCGUUCCUCGGUUGGCACUGCACUUGUUGUUCGAUAAGUUUUAUUUGUAUUCAUGUACUUACAAUUCAUCCAUCGUGCGGUACAGUUUAACUUCUACAAGCGACGGAAUGAUUACGCAUUAAGUUUCAUUAGCACGCUAUACCUUUGAAACAAACACAAACGCACCAAGAAGAACCGAAAAACGACGCAAUUCAACAUUCCCACAGUAGAUCACAAUCGGAAAUCCGUCUCAACAGCACACCAGCAGUAUAUUUAGUCGUGUAAUCGAGAUUUAAAAUCCGGGAAGGGUCCCCCCCCCCACCCCAUACAAACACAACUGACUGCCACAAUUUGCGAAAGUACACUCGGUGUUCUCUUGCGUUAGGUACUAUUUUGCAACUUUGCGCCCUUCUGCACAGUUCUAAACGUAAUGCCUCACCGGACGACGGAACCAUUUGGAAAAAGCGCGUAUUUAAAAAAAAACUACCAAUGGCAUGCGCGCUCAAAAACUAAACACAGCCGCAACCGAUCUUACCUAAACGAUAAAGAAACUGGAGUAAGAUGAAGUAAAACAAAAAAAAACAGCUGACGCGAUGCAAAAGUGACCCACUCUAAAUAAAGCGAAAGUAAUCUAACAAAAAACAAAAGCA